ACGCGAUAGAUCACUCGCAGCAUCUCUCUAAAGGACAUGACUAGACUAAACGGACAGAGAAUGGAUGCAAACGUCGUGGUACUCGGCACAGACAAUGUGGGAAAAUCUGCACUUAUUGUCCGAUUCCUGACUCGAAGAUUCAUCGGGGAAUAUGGGGAUAUCGAGUCCCUUUACACUCACAAUGUUGUUGUGGAUGGACGAGAGCAGACUUUAAAUAUAUGGGAUGCACCAUAUUCACAGCAGGAUCUGUCUUCCGAGUCCUUGAUGUGUGAGAAAAGAGUCCAGUGGGCAGAUGGCUUUGUGCUGGUCUACAGCAUCUGUGACCGAGCCAGUUUCAACGCGGUUUCCAGACUCAUUCAAAUAAUCAAAACCACUAAGGACUUUCUGGGCUUUGAGAAGAUGCCCAUAGUUAUUGUGGGAAACAAGAGGGACCUGCACCAUCGCCGUACGGUCCUCAGCGAAGAGGGCAGGCUGCUUGCGCUCUCUGCAGACUGUCAGUUUUAUGAGGUCUCGGCAGCUGAGAACUACCACAGUGUCCUCAUGGUUUUCCAUGGGCUGGUGGAUCGCAUCAGGGAGUCCAGGGUGUCUGUAAAAAAGUUAGCAGGGAUCAAGGGCAUUGUGAAGAGCAUGUCUGCAGUGUUCGCCCGCAGGCGAACAGAUUCGCUGUGAAGCUGAUGGGAGCUCUGGAAAUAAAGCUUAUGUGGUCUGAUGUGACCUAUUUUAGACCCACUGAGAGGGACGAGCUAUUGCUGUGGCUUGCAUGAGAGUCUGGAAUCGCUCGUGUGACUACAGCUGGAUCUUCUGCGUGGGCAGCCAAGAGAUUGCCCUAGUAUGUCUGCUGAGGUGAUGGCUUCCUUUGAGAACAUUGAAAUCAUAGAGUUCUCAAUAAAAUGCUUAAGAUGUGAUGUGGCAGCAGAUUAUAUCAAUCAUAAGUGGAGUGAAUAUUCCAUUGUAUGAGGAUAAAUAUGUAAUUUAACCUCCUUUGCUUACUUUAAAAGGAAUAGAUCAGCUAAAAAUUUCAAUUUUCUGAAAAUUUACUCAGGCCAUCCGAGAUGAAGAUGAGUUUGUUUCUUCAUCUGCACAGAUUUACAGAAAUGUAGUAUUUGUUCACCAAUGGAUCCUCUGGAGUGAAUGGGUGCCGUCAGAAUGAGAGCUGAUAAAAACAAGUAAUCCACAUAAACAACUGCUUUGGACUGUUUGGACUUCACAAAAUGUGAAUUGAUGGCUGCAGUUGUGUUGAUUACCUAUGGAUUAUUGUGAUGUUUUUAUCAAAUGUUUGAACUCUCAUUCUGACGGCACCCAUUCACUGCACAGGUGCGGAGGUGAUGUGAUGCUAAAUUUGUUCAAAGUUUAUAUCUCGCAGUUCUUAGUAAAAAAGUCAGAAUUGCGCGAUAUAAACUCGCAAUUGCGAAAAAAGUCUGAAUUGCAAGAUACAAACUGGGAAUUCUGAGAAAAAAAUCUUUGUGACUUUAUGACUCGCAAUUGUAAGUUGACGUAUAUCACGCAAUUCUACGAAAAAAACAAAAACAGAAUUGAGAUAUUAACUCGCAAUUGCAAGAAAAAAAACUAAAUUGAUAUACAUACUCAGAAAAUUCUGCGUUUUUAUCUCACAAUUCUGACUUCAUUUCUCAGAAUUGUUUAUAUCUCGUAAUUCUAAGGAAAAAGUCAGAAUUGCGAGAUAUAAAUUCGCAGUUGCAAAAAAAGUCAGAAUUGCAAGAUACAGACUCGAAAUUCUAAAAAAAAAUUCUGAAUUGCGAGUUCAUAUCAAUUCUCAGUAAAAAGUUGGAAUUACGAGAUAUAAACUCGCAAUUGUGGAAAAAGUCAGAAUUGCUAGUUUAUAUCACGCAGUUCUGAGAAAAAAGUCAGAAUUGCGAGAUUUAAACUCACUAAUGCAAAGAAAUUCAGAAUAGCGAGAUAUAAACUUGAAAUUCUGAGAAAAAAGUCAGAAUUGAGAUAAAUUCCCAAUUGUGAGAAAAAAUUUAGAAUUGUGAGUUUAUCUCUCACAAUUCUAAGGAAAAAGUAAUAAUUGUGAGAUAUAAAUUCGCAAUUGAGAGAAAAAAGUUAGAAUUGCGAGAUAUAAACUCGCAUUUGCAAAGAAAGUCAGAAUUGCAAAAUAUAAACUCACAAUUGCGAAAAAAAAGUCAGAAUUGUGAGAUAUAAACUCGCAAUUGCAAAGAAAAUCAGAAUUGCAGAUAUAAACUCAGAAUUCUGAGAAAAAAAGUCUGAAUUGCGAGUUUAUAUUUCUCUAAAUCUGUUUAGAAACAAACUCAUCUACAUCUUGGCUGGCCUGAGGGCGAGUACAUUUUCAGCUAAUUUUCUUUGUUGGGUGAACUAUUCCUUUUGAACAGGAAAGAUUUCAGUGCUUCUGCAAAUAAUCAUGAACGUUGGAAGAAGGUAAACACUGUGGUGAUGACGGCCGUGGGAAUCUUUCAUGAGUCAGUGCUGAUGCGCCGUGGCCUAAAAAUAUAAGCUGACGCAAUACAACAUUGUAUUUUGCUACAUUAAUCAAAACAAAAGUCUCCAAAAGUAUCAGGUAUUAUCAUUCAAGGAGCUGUUACCAGCUCAAGGCUGUCUUGGAGUUUAAUUACAAUGGACUGUUUGAUGAUUGCAUCUGUGUUUUUUUUCCCCAGCUUCAUUUCUGAGGCUGUUCAAGUGCUUUAUGAAGAGUGUGUAUUGGUUUCUCGACCACAUUGUUUAAUAAUUCUUGUGCUAUAGAGCUAACAAUCAAAGGAACUCUUCCCCUGUGUGCCAUUUUACAGUGCAAUGUUACAAUCAGAAAAUGAAUAUGUUGUAUUUGUAUUGAAUACAUUGUUAAACCAAAAUCAGGUUGUUAAUGUUAACUGUGGUUGAUGAAAGAUUCCAGAUAGAAGUUUAAAGGGAAACAAAUGCAAUGAAUACAUGG
Molecule: messenger RNA, 2902 nt
Organism: Labeo rohita (rohu)
Lineage: Eukaryota; Metazoa; Chordata; Actinopteri; Cypriniformes; Cyprinidae
Product: Ras-related and estrogen-regulated growth inhibitor-like protein
Exons: 4
Coding region: 37-669 (210 amino acids)
Molecular function (GO): GTP binding; GTPase activity
Source: RefSeq, a predicted model, not a curated record